Molecule: messenger RNA, 645 nt
Organism: Saccostrea cuccullata (small rock oyster)
Lineage: Eukaryota; Metazoa; Mollusca; Bivalvia; Ostreida; Ostreidae
Exons: 2
Coding region: 1-645 (214 amino acids)
Source: RefSeq, a predicted model, not a curated record
AUGGUCAGCGAUUUGGGGGUGAAUGUGACAAAGUGUGUACAAUCUGUGAGGUUCACUAGAGGAUCUCCACCAGAACCUAUCUCUACAGUCAUCAGUACAGAUCCACAAGGACCAUUAGGAAUCUGUCAGUCAGUGGACGGUGGAUUACUGGUCACCCUGAGAGACAAUGAAUCGGAUCCGUACAACUUAGACACGCGCAGCAGACGUCUGUUGAGACAAAUUACAAUGAGAGGUGAUGCCCAUGAGUAUGAGUACCAGGAGGACGGUCACACCAGACUGUUUACAUUGCCAGUCAGAGCCACACAGAACAGUAACAGUGAUAUCUGUGUUGUGAACCGUUCUCGGAGCACGGCAGGUGAUCUAAGGAUUAUCUCUCUCUCUGGCGGUAUCAAGUCAGUCUAUCAUGGCGAGAACUUGACUAAGACCUUCAACCCAGCUGAUGUAGUGUGCGACUGCCACUGUAACAUCCUUGUUACUGACAUUAACAACCGCCAAAUCCAUCUGCUGAGUCCUGAUGGGGAGUUUUUGAGGUCCUUGCUGACAGAUAAUGAAGAGAAUCGUCCAUACUCACUGUCCCUACGCAAUACUAAACUGUGGGUAGGAUACUGUGAAGGAUUUGUCACAGUGUUUCAGUACAGGAUGUAA